GUCACUCUCGCCCACCGCAAUUUAAGCGGCGGCCUCCGCCCGUUGGAUGUUAUCCCCGUUAUUCGUCGUCUAGCGGAGGAGCGGUGCCGGGAAUCCGCUAGGCUUUCUCUUCCAUCACGCCAACAAAUCUCUCCGAAUAAAAGGAAUCGAGAUCCCACCUCCAAGUCUAUCCAUCUGCAAAUCGUGGUCUGGUAGGUAGAGGAAAGAGGCUCAUGGAGGUCGCGGAGGAGAUGCCGAACGCCAUUAGCGGUGCGGAAGAGGUAGAGGAGGAAGUAGAAGAAGAGGUCGAGGAGGAGGUAGAAGAAGUGGUCGAGGAGGAGGAAGAAGAAGAGGGACGUGGUGGUGGAGAAGGAAAAAUAAAGGAAGGAGGAGGAGGGGAAGGAGAACAGGGAGGAGAGCCUCCGGGAAGGGGGAUAGAAAUGGUAGAUAGUGCUGGCGAGGAGAUACAGCCGGAUAGCACUUCCUAUUCGUCAGGAAAAAUCUUCGUUGGAGGAGUCGCGUGGGACACAACUGAGGAGACAUUCUCCAAGCAUUUUGAGAAGUAUGGGGUAAUUACAGACUCUGUGAUAAUGAAGGAUAGGCAUACCCAUAUGCCUCGAGGAUUUGGGUUUGUAACAUUUGCUGACCCAUCUGUUGUUGACAAGGUCUUGGAGGAUGAGCAUGUUAUUGAUGGGAGGAUGGUGGAAGUCAAAAGGACAGUCCCAAGAGAAGAUAUGCCUUCCAAAGCAGGGUUUAAGACAAAGAAGAUCUUUGUGGGUGGAAUACCUCCAUCUUUAACUGAAGAUGAGUUGAAGGAGCACUUUGCCUCUUAUGGUAACGUGGUUGAGCACCAGAUAAUGCUUGACCAUGCUACCGGGCGUUCACGGGGCUUUGGUUUUGUUACGUUUGAAAAUGAGGAAGCGGUUAAAAAAAUAAUUUCAGAAGGCAGAAUGCAUCAUCUUGGAGGGAAGCAGGUCGAAAUUAAGAGGGCUGAACCAAAGAAAGCUGGUGGCGAUCCAGGACACAAUGGGAGGGCUGGUCAUGGCACUGGUGGUGGCAUUCUACCUGGUUACUAUCGGGGUGGCACUUACGGAUAUGGAGGUGCUUAUCGAUCUGAUGGCGUCUUUUAUGGCGGAAAUUAUGGGUAUGGUUAUGGUGGGGUUCCUAGCUACGGUGCAGGCUUCGGCUCUAGUUAUGGCGGGCACGUGUAUGGACGUGGUGGAUACGGUGGCGGUACCGCGUAUGGUGGCCCUGCUGGGUACAAUGGGGUGUACGGAGGUUAUGGUGCUGGCCGGGGAUAUGGGGGCAGAUACCACCCCUAUGGAAAAUAACAUCUUAAUACAAUCAUGAUAACCAAAUUUUACUAUAAUCAAUUUACUGUGCAAUACCCACUUCACAUGCUUAAAUUAAUCGGUACUAUUUUUCAUCUCAUAUUCACUUUUUAUCGCUGUAGAAUGACGUUUCCAUAACAUAUUUGCAGCAUAUUCGGAAAAUGUAAUUCUUCAACA
This is a messenger RNA of Elaeis guineensis (African oil palm), 1487 nucleotides long. RefSeq names its product heterogeneous nuclear ribonucleoprotein 1. Gene Ontology annotation, molecular function: RNA binding. Gene Ontology annotation, cellular component: chromatin; nucleoplasm. Gene Ontology annotation, biological process: regulation of gene expression. The record is from RefSeq and is a predicted model, not a curated record. Lineage: Eukaryota; Viridiplantae; Streptophyta; Magnoliopsida; Arecales; Arecaceae.